GAAGAGCAGAUAUCAGAAGAGGAAGCAUACAAUCUUACAGAUGGCUACCGCCUGCCUGCACUGAAGGUUUUAUACCAACUCUGGGUAGCACAAAGUUCAGAGUUCUUCAGAAGAUUAGCCCUGUUACUUUCUACAAAUAAUUCACCUCCCGGGCUUCUACUUACUCCAGAACUUUUGCCUCAUCGUAUUUUAUCUGAUGUGACUGAAGGUCUACCUCAUGCUCAUUCUGCCUGCUUGGAAGAGCUUAAGCGCAGCUAUGAAUUCCAUAGGUAUUUUGAAACCCAGCACCAAACAAUACCCCAGCGUUUAUCCAAAACCCAGAAGUCCAAGGAACUGAACAGCGUUCACACAGCAGUGCGCAGCUUGCAGCUCCAUCUGAAAGCAUUACUGAAUGAGGUGAUAAUUCUGGAAGAUGAACUUGAAAAGCUUGUUUGUACUAAAGAAACUCAAGAACUAGUGUCAGAGGGUUAUCAAAUCCUAGACCAGAAAUUAAAGUUGAUUGAGCCCCAUGUUCAAGCAAGUAAUAGUUGCUGGGAAGAGGCCAUUUCUCAAGUGGACAGACUGCUUCGAAGAAAUACAGAUAAUAAAGGUAAGACUGAAGGGGCCUGUGUAAAACCUCGCUGUGCAGUAAGCCCCCCAGCGCAGCCCUCUCUCCACAUUGCAGACAAAGAUCCCAUCCCCGAGGAGCAGGAAUUAGAAGCCUAUGUAGAUGAUAUGGACAUUGACAGUGAUUUUAGAAAAGACGAUUUUUGUUACUUGUCUCCAGAAGAUAAAGAGAGACAGAAACGUGAACAUGAAGAGUCUAAGAGGGUACUCCAGGAAUUAAAAUCUGUGCUGGGAUUCAAAGCCUGUGAGGCAGAAAGGCAGAAGUGGAAGCAGCUUCUCUUCAGUGACUAUGCUGUGUUGAAACCAUUGUCUCCUGUAGACUCAGUGGAACCCAUAAGUAAUUCAGAGCCAUCAGUGGAUUCAGAUAUGGGGAAAGUUGGCAAAAAUGAUACUGAAGAGGAAAAUAGCGAACCUUCCACCAGUGGCAAUGAAAUAAGUAGGACUGAGCAUCUCUGUGAAACUACUCUAGAUGAUAACUAUAAAGACAGUUCUACAAACGAACUCUUCCUCCAAGGGACUGAAGAAAAUGUGUGUUACCAAUGUGAGAGUGAAGAGGAAUCUCAGCAGGCAGAUAUAGGCGGCCUGGCCACUGCUCACCCGGCACCCAGGGACACUGUUCAGGCCUCCAUUAAGGAGAGGCUGGCACAACUACACUUGUCACCAGGUUUUACCUUCACUGCUGGCCUCGCUGCAGAAGUGGCUGCUAGAUCUCUCUCCUUUACCACCUUGCUGGAGGAACAAACUUUUGGUGAUGAGGCGGAAGAACAAAUAAUAGAAGAAAAUAAAGAUGAGCUAGAAGAAAAGUAAGAACCAAAAUUCACAUGAAGGAUUUUAUAUGUAAAAUGCCUUUUAUGAAUGUGUUUUUAGCUUCAUGGUAUACCACUAGAUAUGCCACUGGCAAGGGAAAGUAAGUGCAAGUUUACUAUAUCUAAAAACUAAGAUGUAAUUUAUAUCCAUCUGAUCUGAAUAGACACAACCUAGAAAUGGCAGGUCCGUAGGAAAAAUCAUGAAUGAUAAGGGCUAUGUUGAAUGAACCGCUGUUUAAUUUGCAGCACAACUGAUCGGUCUUGGAAAUUCUUGGAGUAUAUCUAAUAAGAAAUAAUAAUCUUAUCAUUUCUUGCCCGAAUUUGCUACCACAAAAUGACUGGGAUAAUUCUGAAGCAAGAAAGUGAACAGUUGACUUCUUUAUACUGUAUCCUUUCAGUUAAUAACUGCAGUCUGUAAUGUUAAUAACAAGUUGUUUGUAUUUUAUUUCCGUUUAUACCAAUCGUAAAGAUGCAGGCUCUGAAUAAAAGGAACUGAAUUCAUAUGAAAAAAAAAA
Messenger RNA from Suncus etruscus (white-toothed pygmy shrew), 1927 nucleotides. Its product is annotated as vezatin-like. NCBI's taxonomy places the organism in Eukaryota, Metazoa, Chordata, Mammalia, Eulipotyphla, Soricidae. The record is from RefSeq and is a predicted model, not a curated record. Gene Ontology annotation, biological process: cell-cell adhesion. Gene Ontology annotation, cellular component: plasma membrane. The annotation marks the transcript as partial. The transcript has a single exon. Gene Ontology annotation, molecular function: myosin binding.